AUGAAUCGACAACGAGAAGCCGAAAAGGCGCUUCACGAUCAAACAAACAUCUUGCCGUUUGGACAGCUUAUAGUUGUCUUCAGCAGUUUGGCAAUCUCUUUGUUGAUCUGCAACGUGGAUCAGAAUGGAAUCAGUGUGACAUUACCGACUCUUGCCCGCGAUCUCGGUGCUCAGAACACGAUAUCAUGGGCCGGAACCUCGUCGCUGAUUGCAAACACCAUGUUUACAGUGCUAUACGGCCGACUCUCUGACAUCUUUGGACGGAAGAUUGUCUAUCUCUCUGCAUUGAUGACGCUAUGUAUUGCAGAUUUGCUGUGUGGCUUGUCACAAAACCCAGCGAUGUUCUACGCUUUCCGCGCAUUGGCUGGUAUUGGUGGUGGAGGUGUCACUUCCUUGACGAUGAUCAUCGUUUCUGAUAUUGUGACCCUGGAGAGACGAGGGAAAUAUCAAGGUAUACUGGGUGCAGCUCUGGGGAUGGGAAACGUCCUCGGGCCAUUCGUUGCAGCCGCAUUUAUUAUGCGCUCAACAUGGCGCGGUUUCUUCUGGUUGAUCUCUCCUCUAUCUGCCUGCUCUGCAGUCAUUGGCUAUUUCCUGAUCCCAAACAACGCUGGAAAAGGCAGCUUUCGGGAGAACGUCACUCGCAUUGACUGGUUCGGUAUACUUGCAUCGUCUAUUGGUAUCAUCUUUCUGUUGAUCCCCAUCUCUGGCGGUGGCUCAUACUUCCCGUGGGACUCACCAAUGGUCAUAAGUAUGCUUGUUAUCGGGGGUUGCUCCCUUGUUGCAUUCUUAUUCAUCGAGUGGAAAGUGGCCACACUGCCCAUGCUUCCAGUGAUCUUCUUUAAAAACAAGGUCGUCUCUACAAUAUUUUUACAGAGCUUUUUGCUUGGUGCUGUCUACCAAGUCAACCUGUAUUACCUCCCGCUGUACUACCAAAAUGCCCGUGGCUGGUCACCCGUUGUCUCUGCAGCCAUGACAUGUCCGAUGGUUGUAGCCCAGUCAAUUUUCUCAAUCCUCUCCGGACAGUACAUCUCAAGAUUGAAACGAUAUGGUGAAAUCAUUUGGAUUGGAUUUGGCCUGUGGACAUUAGGUAACGGCCUGCUACUAUUGUUCGGGGACAACACGCAUCCAGCUAUAAUUGCUGUGAUUGUGUUCAUCAUGGGAGCCGGAGUCGGUUUUUGCUUCCAACCUACCCUGAUAGCCUUGCAAGCCCAUUGCACCAAAUCUCAAAGAGCAGUGGUGAUCGCCGACCGCAACUUCUUUCGCUGUAUGGGCGGUGCAUGUGGCCUUGCUAUCUCAGCCGCCAUCUUACAGGCCACUCUUCGCUCACACCUGCCAACCAAGUUUGCGUACUUGGCGGAGUCUUCCUACUCCCUUCCUUCGAGGUCCAACAUCGAUGCCACCGAAUGGGCUUCGAUCUUGUCCGCUUAUACCAAGGCAUCCCAUUCAGUUUUCAUUUUGCAAAUUUGCCUCAUUGGUGUGUGUUUCCUCGCUUGCGUGUUUAUUCGCGACAGGGGGCUGGAGCGACCAAAGGAACCCGAAGAAAUUGAAGAGGAGAAGCGCAAAGCACAAGAGGAGAGAGAUGCUGAAGCGGCUACUGCUCAGAAUCCCGAGGAGUCAGCCAGCCCCCAAACGCCUCGGAAUAUUGAGAAGCGUCCUUCGGCGUCCACACUCGAAUCAUCGAUGCCACAUUCCCGGGUGGAACUUGGCACCGAGAAGGAGAGUCACUCCAAGGAAGCCGGUGCCGGCUUGUCUUGGCAUCGCCCCUCCGACACUUCCGACGACAAUCGCCGGCCUCCGAAGCUGGCAUGUCAUGACUGCUCAAGUAUAUGGUCCCGGAAUACGAUGUACGCACCUGCACACAAUUCCGUGUCUUCAAGAAACAGUCCAGCGCAAGACCACAACCCAAGGAAGCGUGGACGGACGGCUUGCACACGCUGCAAGACUCGGAAGCAGAAGUGUGACAAUGAGUAUCCUACCUGCUCCAACUGCUCAAAAGCCGGGGUGACUUGCGACAAGUCAAGCGUGCGGGAAGACACCGACAGUCAGAAUGACUACACACGCGUCCUGGAAGAGCGCGUGGCAUUUCUCGAGAGCCGACUCAAUCAAUCAGAUUCCGAGCGGAAUGCUGCAAUAGCCACGCCAUCGCUAUUUACCCCCCAAGGUCAUGCAACGCCACAGACAACUACUUCGGGGCUUGAUAACAACCCAGUCGGGGAGAUUGUGGGACUACUGGCGCUCAGCUCCUCAGAAGCUCCUGCUUACGUAGGAUCCAGCUCCGGUCUCUCUCUCGCUGCUGACUUGGGAGAAAUGGUCCAAACGAGUGUAUGGAGCCAAUUUAUCCAAAAGAUGCAGCAACAGCAAAGCAAAAGCCUCAUCAAUAAUUCUCGGAAUACGAGAGGCCGGGUGCAUGGGCCAUCGGAGCAGCCAAGUGCUCCUGAAAUUCAAGAUCGGUCUAGACCGGAAGACUUGUUGCCUGCAAAUGUGGAACCGCCGACUGAUGAGAUGGGAGCAAGAAUUCUGGACACAUACUUCACGCGCCUUCACUCUCGAUACCCGUUUCUUAAUCAAAAGCAGGUGUGGCAGAUCCAUGAAGAUCGUUGGCGAUUGGCAAAAACCAAGCGUGAAGAUCUCACAAGGGCUGAUCGAUUCGCGAUCUUCAAGCUGAACAUGGUGUAUGCUAUUGGUGCGACCAUGCUGCAGCUCUGUGAAAAAUAUGCCUACACAGCACCUGAGCGAUUCUAUACUGCUGCCUUACAGCAUGUUCCCACGAUGUGUGAGGCUCGAUCUAUCCACAACAUUGAAGCCAUGGUUCUCCUUGUCGUGUAUCAUCUGCGAACGGCGUCUAGCCAUGGGAUGUGGUAUAUGAUUGGACUUGCCAUGCGCACAGCUAUUGACCUGGGUCUGCACCGCAAGGUAAAUGAGAGCAACAUGGACCCGUUCACGACCCAAAUGCGACGGAGGCUCUUCUGGACUGUAUACUACCUGGAGCGAGUGGCAUCCAUGUCUCUCGGUCGCCCAUUCAGCCUUUCCGACCGCCACAUCGACCUUGAUUUACCAUUAGAUGUCGAUGAUGACAUUGAAGAUCCGACUCUUCUCACAGCACCUCAAGACCCGAACAAAACAACUUCCCUCACUUUCGCAAUAUACCUCUUUAAACUCCGACGCAUCGAUUCCCGCAUCCAGCAUAAGAUCUACCGUGCUGACCGAUCUCUAUCGACCCUUCGGCCAAAGAUGGAUCCCUUGUACCUGGAGCUUGAACAAUGGAAAGAAUCCGCACUCUCACGAUUUAGCGGACCAGACCUCGACUACCCAAUACUCCAUUACUACAGGGCUGUCAGACUACUCAUCCAACCCUUUCUCCCUCUUCUCCCAAUAACAGACCCAUAUUACCAAAUCUGUCUUUCAGCAGCAGGAAAUAUAUGCCAAUCACACAAACGGCUCCACCAAACACUGGAAUACGGGCAUUCCUUUUUGGCCGUGCAAACCGUCUUCAUGGCCGGUAUCACCCUCCUAUACGCGCUUUGGACCCAUACAGAUCAAGUAUGGUCCGUCCGCAUGAGCAAUGACAUCCGCGCUUGCUCCACUGUACUCUUCGUGAUGGGCGAGCGCGCAGCCUGGGUCAAGAAAUACCGCGAUGCGUUCGAAUUACUCGUCAACGCCGCCAUGGAAAAGUUACAGGGUGACGAGACUGCUCGAAAUGCCGGGAUAGCCGAACUGAUGACAGCACAGUAUGGGGUGAACUGGGGCUCUACCCCUGGAAUGUCUAGUGAUAAAUUCACAUCUACCAACAUGACUGGAUUAGCCCCUGAUGUCAAUCUUCCGCCGACGCAGGCCCCUGUCGAUGAGACUGAAAAUGCUGUGAGGAUGGCUUUGCAGUUGGCGCCAUGGAUUGAUCAAAAUGAGAAUGAUCCUCUUUGGAUGCCGGACUUUGACACUCUUGAGAAUUCAGCUGGGAAUUUCUGGAGUCAUGCUGAUACGAGAUUAUUUGAUGCUCUUUGA
Molecule: messenger RNA, 3999 nt
Organism: Penicillium salamii
Lineage: Eukaryota; Fungi; Ascomycota; Eurotiomycetes; Eurotiales; Aspergillaceae
Source: the annotation of a GenBank genome assembly